AUGAAGGCUGAAGUGGGAGGCUGUCAGUGCAGGAAACAGAGUCUAAUAGAAGAUGCUCACAAGGAGAAAGAAGUCUUACCUGUACCUGAUUGUCCAGAAAUAAAUAACAGAGACCUGGUUGAAGACAAUAGCACCACCUUAAAUCUGAUGUUUACAGCCACAAGCCCUAGCACUACUUCCCUUAAUAGCAUUCUAAAGAUCUUAGAGAAAUACGAGGCAAAUGUUUUUCACAUGGAGACCAGGCCUGCUCUAAAAUACAACAAGAAAGAAGAUCUAGAAUGUUAUUUGAAAUGCUUCAUUCCCAACUCUUUCGUCAACAUCCUCAUAUAUUCCCUAAAAAAGGUGGCAGGAGAUGUGAAAAUAGUAAAAGAUGACUUGCCGCCUUCUUUUCCCAAAAAAGUUCAAGACCUGGAUAUGUACCGGCAGCAUUUAAUUAUGAAAUUCGAGCCAAAUUUUGACCAAAACCAUCCAGGUUAUGGUGACCAAGAGUAUAAAAAGAGAAGAACAUACUUUGCAGAGCUGGCUUUCACAUACAGAGAUGGAGAUGCUUUGCCAAGGGUUGAGUACACAGCAGAAGAAACUGCCACUUGGAAGCAAGUCUACAAAUCCCUCAGCACUCUCUAUCCAAAUUAUGCCUGCAAGCAAUACUUAGAUGCAUUUCAACAGCUGGAAAAAUAUUGUGGAUUUACAGAAAAUUCUAUACCUCAACUUCAGGAUGUUUCCAAUUUUCUUAAAGAAAGAACAGGAUUCAAACUGAGACCAGCAGCUGGUUUGCUUCCUGCUCGGGAUUUCCUGGCUUGUCUAGCUUUCCGUGUAUUUCCAACAACCCAGUACCUGAGACAUCCCUCUACUGUCAUGCAUUCUCCAGAACCGGACUGUUGUCAUGAAUUGCUGGGCCAUAUUCCCAUGCUUGCUGAUAAAGAAUUUGCACAGUUCUCACAGGAUAUUGGUCUAGCUUCACUUGGAGCAUCUGAUGAAGAUAUAGAAAAAUUGUCAACACUUUAUUGGUUCACCAUUGAGUUUGGACUCUGCAAGCAGGAUGAUUCUAUUAGAGCCUAUGGAGCUGGCUUGCUGUCAUCUUAUGGGGAGCUUAAGUAUGCAUUAUCAAAUAAGCCCGAGCUUCGUCCUUUUGAUCCAGAAAUUACUGCUGUCCAACCAUAUGAAGACAAUUGCUUCCAGCCAGUAUAUUUUGUGUCAGAAAGUUUUGAUGACUCCAAAGCUAAACUCCGGCAAUAUGCCCUAAAAAUGAAGAAACCAUUUUCACUUUGCUAUGAUCCUUUGACGUGCAGUGUUGAAGUGUUAGACUCUAUCCAAAAAGUCCAGACUUCUCUGAGCCAGAUCAUAGAUGAACUGAACAGUUUGUGCUCUGCUCUGAAUAAAAUGUGCAAGACUUAA
Molecule: messenger RNA, 1395 nt
Organism: Nanorana parkeri
Lineage: Eukaryota; Metazoa; Chordata; Amphibia; Anura; Dicroglossidae
Product: tyrosine 3-monooxygenase-like
Exons: 12
Coding region: 1-1395 (464 amino acids)
Biological process (GO): dopamine biosynthetic process from tyrosine
Cellular component (GO): perikaryon; axon; cytoplasm
Molecular function (GO): iron ion binding; tyrosine 3-monooxygenase activity
Source: RefSeq, a predicted model, not a curated record